Messenger RNA from Pezoporus flaviventris, 2953 nucleotides. RefSeq names its product transmembrane protein 150A (gene TMEM150A). Lineage: Eukaryota; Metazoa; Chordata; Aves; Psittaciformes; Psittacidae. Bases 943 to 1674 code for a protein of 243 amino acids. The transcript has 7 exons. The record is from RefSeq and is a predicted model, not a curated record.
AAGAUGCUGAGGCCGGGGGGAUGGAAGAUGCUUCAGGUUGGGAUGCAGCAGGGUGUGGCGUUGCGGGGCACUGCUGGGCCCGCAUCAGGAUGGGGUACUUCUGCACGCUCGGUCGCUCCCACACCUCCGUGUGCCCCACAGCCACCCUAUAUCCCCUGCAGCCAGGGCUGGCAUAUGGCUCCCUGGCCUCGCACUCCUGACGCCCCACAGGAUCACACAUCCCCAUCCAAGCAUGAGCACAGCUGAUGCUUGUGGGGCACAGGAAUGGCCUUGGGAGUUCUGCCACCAGCCCGCAUCCUGCAGCACCAGGGCUGUAACCAGCACAAGGGCACCCACCCCAUGUGGUGGAUAGAUGGGAGGGCAGGGGACGUCUGUCCCUUGUGCUGGGGAUAGAGGCUGUGUCACCUGGGUGAGCAUCACUAGCCACCCUGCUGGUCCCUACUCUGGGCCUUGGCUUUACAAGCUCAGCUGUUCACAUAGGGCUAUUCUUCUCCAGACCAUUGCUCUCCCUGUGCCACUGCAGGCGCUGGAUGAGGACCUUUUCCUAAAGGUGCAGGGAGCCCCAGCAUAGGUGAUGGGACCUUUUGAAGUGUGGGAUGGAGCAAACACACCCCAGACCGUGCAGAUCUCUCUGAGAGAUUCUCCAUGUGGUAUCCCCCAUCCUUCACAACAAAGCCAAAUGCUGACCCAGGUGUAGGGUACUCAUGCUCCCAGUGUUUCCUCUGGACUCCUCACAAAGCCCUGUCUGUCUCCCAUGGGUGACCCUGCGGAGCAGAUGCCCCUCCAGCCCUCAGCAGCUCAGGUGGGAGGUGCUGCUUAUAGCCCUCACAGCCAGAGCUGCCCUGGAAGAGGGGGUCUUGGGCGCUGCUUCUGUCCCCAAACAUGUCCUGCAGCUGAGUGGGGGACACUGUAUCACUUGUUAGUGCAGUGGCAGGGUAUGCCAUGGCGCUCUCCAACAACCACAUCUGCCCUGUCCACAACUGGAAUUACAAUCAGUCGUGCGGCGUGGACAGCCCUGGCUCCUGCUGCACACUGGACCACAUUCCCCUUGUCAGCAAGUGUGGCACCCUGCCCCCUGAGAGCUGCUUCUUCAGCCUCAUCUGCAGCCUGGGCUCCUUCAUGGUCAUCCUGGUGGGGCUGCUGCGCUAUGCCCACCUCCUGGAGUGCCUCGGGCCGUCCCUCCUCAACACCCUGGGGCUUGCCACCGGCUGGGUCUGCGCUGCUGGCCUCACCAUGGUCGGCAACUUCCAGGUGGAUCAUGCCAAGGUGCUGCACUACAUCGGGGCAGGGGUGGCUUUUCCCACCAGCAUGCUGUUCCUGCUCCUGCAGUCCAUCCUCACCUACUGCAUGGCCAAAACCCGUGGGCAGUACUGGACCAGCCACUUACGCAGCAUCCUCACCAUUGUGGCCUUCCUCACCCUCGUUUUCAGUGGUGUGUUCUUCAUCCAAGAGAGCUUCGUGCUGCAGCACGUGGCUGCACUGUGUGAGUGGAUGUUCAUCAUCGAUGUUCUGGUCUUCUAUGGCACCUUCACCUUUGAGUUUGGGGCCAUCUCCACAGACACCUUCCUGGUCCUGCUGAAAGCCAGCCGGGCCCCCAAAAGUUACAAAGAGGAGAGCAGCGUGUCCAGCACAGCCCACAUCCACAGCCAUGCAGAGAGCGUGGCUAUGGCCUGACCCCCAGAGGAGGCAGGCUCACGGUAGGGACCCCCAAAUCAGGCUUUUCCAGUGACUUCCCUGCCUUAAAUGUGUUAGUUCCCGCCUGCUGGGGUGCAGGGGUGCCAGCGUGGUGCUGCUGUCGGCAGAGUCAGGAUCUGCCCCUGAGCCUCUGAGGUUGCCCUGUCUGAAUCAGGCUGUCAGAGGCAGUCAUACAAAGGCAACUUCUGUAAGGAAUGUGAGGGAACAGGGACUCACCCUCCCUUCACCACACAAUCCUGGUGCACUGGAGAAGGGGAAAUCACUGUUCCUCCUUCCUCCAUGGCCACAGGAUUAAGGUUCAGCAGAGCAAGCCUUCCAGCUGGCUGCUGCAACUGUCAGAGGAGCCAAAAACCCAGAGUGCCUUUUCCCUUUCUGAGGAGGCAAUGGCAGUGCCAGUGUGCCUGCCCAGGCAAGGGUGGUGCCUUGUGCGGCUGCAGGAUGACACCAGCAGCCCUGGUUAGACCAUACAGGCGCUCCUAGCCAGGGCUCUCGCUGCUCGGGGGGGCCUUCCACGCCUCCAGUCAGUGACUCCCACAUUCUUUUCAGCUUGGAAAAUUGCUGAGGCAGGUUUCACCUCCUGGCCACAGCAUUACUGUGCUCCCUGAUGGUCAGGUAGGUCAGGAAACGGGUCUCCGCAUUUACCAUGACACCGGGAAAGUCCUGCAAGCGCAGCGCCUGCAGAGCAGUGGAUUUCCCCUGCAUAGCACUGCCAGUCUAAGCAGUCCCACUGGGAAGCCUGCACACCCCAGCCCUGGCCUCCCAGCCCUCCCACCCUGGGUGUGCAGGCACAGAAAGGGGAAGCAGUUCUGUAGAUACAGAGGAAGCUCAUGCCCCUUUCCGCUGGGACUCCCAAAUCCGUCCUCCAGUGCCUCUCACAGUGCUCAGUCUGGCCCACGCCUGCUUGGUGGGAGCCUGUCCUGCUCUCAGCCUCAGCCACAGCCUGGGAUGUCCUGGGCAAGGGGCUGAAUGUGUGUGUGUAUAUAGAUCCACACAUAUAUAUAUACAUAUGCAUAUAUAUAUAUAUAUGUAAAUUUUCCCUUGUCCCUGGAGAGGGGCAUUUGCUGCUGCUGUGCACAUUGAUCAGGUUGGGCUUCCUGAUUUGCCCACCUUUUCAAAAUCGGCCUAUAAACUUACCAGCAUAUGUAGUUCAAAGAGGAGCAUUUAUGACUUUUAUAUCUAAUAUAUGUUUAAUAUAUAUAUAUAUAUAUAUAUAUAUGAAGAGAGAACAGUGGAUUUACAACAAUAAAAGUGAAAAUCA